Messenger RNA from Colletotrichum phormii, 966 nucleotides. RefSeq lists its product as uncharacterized. The transcript has 3 exons. The coding region runs from base 111 to 686 and encodes 191 amino acids. NCBI's taxonomy places the organism in Eukaryota, Fungi, Ascomycota, Sordariomycetes, Glomerellales, Glomerellaceae. The record is from RefSeq and is a predicted model, not a curated record.
UCGAUUCAAGUAUUGAAUGGGUUCAACGGUUUACUACUCACCAUAUUUCUUCAUCAAUUUGAGCGAGACGCCGUGAUCCCUCGCACCUUACCUGCUGGAUAUUACGUAUCAUGGCCCCUCGCAAGACCAAAGCCACGGAGUUUUACGCUGUGUUCGAAGGGCGCGUCGAUGAGCCUACAAUCUACUCGUCUUGGGCUGAUGCACACCCGCGGGUGACGGGAUGCAGCGCUGUGUUCAAAGGUUUCAGUAGCCUUCAGAAGGCGUUAGACUACAUGGAGGGGCUGAAGGUCCUUGCUCCGAGGCGAAUGAUCAGGGAAGGAGCUGAGGCAUCUACUCCUGACGGGAAAUCUGACGGCUAUUAUGCUGUCGCAAAUGGCAGAAACCCUGGGGUAUAUCAAUAUUGGCGUGGUCAAACACAGGCGCUAUCUCAACUGCACGAAACCCCUGGUGCUUGCUGUAAGAAGUUCAAGACAAAGGAGCAAGCAGAGGCAUUCAUUGAGGAGUGGAAACAAGCUGUGGCUGGUGUGCUUCUGAGGUCCAUCAGAGAGGCGCUGGACCAAGGAAUGCGGCCAAAGGACAUGAGCUUCGACGUUUCUGGUUUGUUUGACUGGGACCAGAAUGACACCGAGAGCCACGAUGAGGCAGUCGGCUUGGGUUUUGAAGCUCUCAGUAUUCAGGACACGUAGACGGAGCAAUGACAGACCAACGGCACAGGACGAUUCUGCAGUAAUAUGAAUUUACGCUAUGUCGGACAUACGUUCUCCUGCACAGGGCCACCGUGUCAUGCGUGACGAAUUUCGUCAUUUUUGGAGUGGCUCUGAGCAAAACUGAUCAUCCCUAAUUCUGGCGGACGUUAGAAAAGAGGCUCGGAAACUUCUGGCAUGGCUCUUGUGGCGUAGCAGAUACCGUCAGAGACACCUACCCUCUGUGCUAGCAAUAUCGCGAGCACAACCGACAGGUUCGCAU